GGCAGAGAGGGAGGGAAGCCGCCCGCCCGGCCUCAGUCGCCCGCGGCCGGAGUGGGGCGGAGGAGACGGCCGAGAUGCUGCGCUACAGCUCGGGGCUCACCCUCACCACCACCAGCCCGCGGAGGCCGGACGAGGGCGAGCCCGCCAGGAGGAGGGCCAAUGUUUGUCGCUUGCGUUUGACCCUGCCCCCUGAAGAAGGCUCGCUUUCUCAGGAAGGAAAAAAUAAAACAGAAAGAACAAAAAAGCAUCUCUACCACGUUCCCAAUGGAUUGUCUAGAGGGAACUUCUCACAUGGUGUGGUUUAUGGUGUGGUGCACAGGUCUGAUAAUAAUCAUAACAAAGAAAUGGUGGUAUAUGGAUGGUCAACUCACCAGCUGAAAGAAGAAAUGAAGUACAUAAGAGAUGUGAGAUUAACUUUAGAAAGAGCAAGAAAGAAAAUGUAUGGCGAAUAUGAUGAAAUGAAACGCAAAAUCCAAGAGCUUACAAAUGAACUGACAGUAUCAAGUACUCAGAAAGAGUCUUUGGAAAAUCACAUACAAGUACACUCUGCCGCUUUGGACAGCUUUAGUGAAAUGAAUAGCUCUUUGACCUCAGCCUCCAUUGAGCUACAGAAAACCUUAGUCGAUGUUACAUUGGAGAACACAGUUAUACGAGAUCAGAUAAAGAAUCUGAAGCAGACCCAUGAACAGUCUAUGGAGAGACUGAAGGAAAAGCAGAAACUGCUAGAAACGGCCCGCAUUGAAAAUGAGUUGCUCAAGCUAAAAGUGGAAUGUUCGCAGGAAGCUAACGCAGAAGUAAUGAGAGAGAUGACUAGAAAACUAUACAGUCAAUACGAAGAAAAGCUGCAAGAGGAAGAACAGACGCAUAAACUUGAGAAAGAAACCCUCAUAGCUGAGACCAAUAGACUGCUUAAGGCCAUUGAAGAUGCAAAUAGGAGGAUGAGACUUACAGAGACGAGUUUACAAGAAAAAGACCAGAAAAUUGGUGAGCUGGAUCAGUUCAUUCAGCGCAUGGAAGAGGAACGUCACCAACUACAGAAACAGCUACUGGAGCAUGAACUUCAGCUGCACGGAGCAAACCUUCACAGCCAGGCUGGUAGACAGAGGUCACACCACCUGGAGGAGGUAACGGCAAGUUUGCGAGAACGAAUCAGACACUUGGACGACAUGGUUCUUUGCCAACAGAAGAAAGUCAAGCGCAUGGUGGAGGAGAUUGAGCUGCAGAAGAGGAAGAUGAAGCAAAAGGAGCUCUUCAUAUUACAGCUCCUAGAAAAAAUCUCUUUCCUUGAAGGAGAGAAUAAAGAAUUGCAAGACCGUUUGGACUACUUGAUGGAAACGCAGCCGAAGACUGAUGUAGAAACGAGAGACAUCGGAGUCGGUUGUGAUCUUCCACCAAGCACUGAAAACAGCAGCAGGCCUGUGGUGGUGACAGUGCCUACAAGGACAUACACUCCGUUCAAGAGAGUCCUGGAGUAUUCCUCAAGAACCAGCACAUCCAGAGACGACCUCGCAGGCCCAGGCCUUCCUCCCAAGUGAGCAAGCUUCUUGUGCCUCCCCAUCUUGAAAGACUGAGGAGGUCGGAGGUCGUGCGUCAUGAAGCACAGCUGGGCCUGUCCAGAGCCUCAGAAACGCUGUGUUUGAAGUUGCUCUUGUCUGGUGCUCACCUGCAGGAGAGCAAAAGGUGAGCCAAAAGGGGCACCUUGUCAGAGGCAGGGCCUGUGCCAUGUUUUCAGCACGCUUGAACAGCAAGACUCCUUGUGCAGUUUGCCAGACUGCAUAGCACUCCAAACUGUGAAGGGAAACGGAUUUCUUCUUUAGCAUUUUCAUAAGGCUCGUAAGCGGCUGUCCUCCUUCUCCCCCACAUCCUUGGCCCAGGGCAUUCCUUCCUGCUUGGAAAGGUGAUGGUGUGACUGCCAAAGACAUCUUUGUAGCUUUUAUUUGUCUAGAAGGGGUGCAGGGCUGUGGAUUGUCUUUAUGUUUCUGGUUUAAAGAAUUGGGGGGGGGCUUUAAGAUGCUGAAGAGGCCGCCUGUUGAGCACCUGCUGUACGUUUCCGCCCCACCCUUCCCCUCCACAAACCUUGGUGAAAUGAACGGCAUCGGCUUUAAGCUUGGCAAGGGUAUUAGCUGCUGUAUUUACUUCUGUGGCCAGUAACCUCCGGAUCUGCCUUGAAGGCCAAAUGAGAUGUUCUGCUGGGAGAUUCAUUCAUUCCUCUUCUUAGGAGUCUUUUUAAGGGGAAAAGCCGUUGCACAGUUCCCUGGUUUAGACUGGGGAGCCCACACAGACCGUAACCCUGAUCAAAGUAGAUCCUCUGUUCUCCUGCACGGUUGUUUGCCUCUGUCUGCAGGAAAUACAGUGUCAAUUCUCCAGGUAUUUUAAGAAAUGAACGUUUUCACACACUUACAUUUAAUCUUCCUAUUUAAGAAAGCACAUUCCUUGGUAUAUUUAACAUUUCGUAAUACUGAUCCAUUGAAGUAUGGAUAAAAAUCCUUUGUCCUGAAGUUUCAGCUGGAUUUAGAUAGUACCAGAGCAUUAUGUAUACUCCUGUGUUGGGUCUGGUGUUAUUGGACAGCAGUGCUGGUGGGGCCCACAGGCCUCCUCCUCACAGGAUGUGGGCGUCACACAAUGUGCGUGUUUUGUGUUCAGUUCUGUUCUUGAUUGAACAGUUCAUUCUGCUCAUGAAUGGCAGCGUUUAACUGAUAAACACUCGGCAGGAUGGAAUCUGGUAACUGCAGUGCUAAGCAGAGUUAAGCCCUUCCAAGCCCAGUGACUUCAGCAGGCUUGGAAGGGCAUCACUGCCCUUGGGAGAUGGCACAGCGGAAGAAGUACUGGCUUUAGGCACUGUUCAGCAGGUGUGGCUGCCCUGGCGACAGUAUCCUUUCUGAUCUCAUGUCGGGCUGGAAAGAGCAGCCAAGGAGAACCUUCCCUUCCUGCCUCUCGAGAAGUCCCUUCCUUCUAGAAGAGCCAUUUCCCUGGUGAUGCAGUUUCUGAGGACCAAACGAAACAUUGUGCUAAUCAUGUGGCUGCCUCUAAAGCCAGCAAGGAUACAUUGAGCUGUCCCGUUUAUGACCUCUUCCCGUUUGCUUCCCUCCAUGUGCCUGAGAGCUUCACAAAUCAUGAAGAUGACAGUGGUCUACUUGAUGUUACGGAGGCGGGGAGGGGGCUAAAAUGCAUAGUUCCUUGUUUGGGAAGCGGGUGUGUGCGUUUAAUGUAGCAUUCACUUUGGCCCUAAGCUGUCCUUUGGAGCAGUACAUAUUUAUAUAUUUCAGCCACAUACAGUAUUGAUAGGUGUUACAUGAAAGCUGCAUAUUGAUGCUGCCUCUAAUAUAUAUAUGAUGGAAUCUGGAUUUUUGUAUUGCAUUUGCCCAGACUACAGCCGUGCUACUUUACCUUCUGAGCCCGUACAAAGUAAUGAAGUGGCAGUCCAAAUGGCAAGACUAGCCAGCUGUUUUAGCCUUUUACAAAACCCUUUGUGAUUAUAACUUUGUUCUUUUGUAAUUAUAACUUUUUUUCUUUUACCUGAGCUCCUUCUCUGACUGUGCCCCACGUCGUCUAUCCCCACCCCAACUUUCACAUAACUAGAAAAGAUCUUCUCUGGGCCUAGGGUGGGUGCCAAGGAGUUGCUUUGGCCCUCUAGAAAUUGCCUGCCAUAAUGAGGGAGGGUGAAAUUGUACACGCCCUGCUUCUUUAUCAGAUUCAUAUGCCAUUCAGACAUGCUUUUAAAGUGGUUAACAUCAAAUGCAAAAAUAUUUUCUUAAAGAUAGCAUCAUUAAAAGCAGCCACAUUCAACAGAAUUAAAAGAAGGGUCCAAAUAAAUAAAUAAAACCCCCAAAUGACAGUCAAAGGACCAGAUUCAGAAGCAAGUGAUUGGGCCAGCUCUCAGAAGCCAGUCAAAAAGCCUGUUUCUGGAAUGUUGGGGAAGACGAUGCCAAACCAGCUGCCCAUCUGAAGGUAUUUCAGAGUUCUGGGGCGAUGGUGGAAGGGGCCCUGCUGCUUAUCUGUUGAAUCAGCACACGCUCCAUUUUUGGAGGCUAGUUCCAGCUUUUGAAGGACUGUGAAGAUUUGCAAAAUCACAUCAACCAGAAGUCAUGGUAAGAUUCAUGAACUUGUUAUUUCAUGAUACAUACGAAGCUCUGCAGGUCUCGGGAAAGUUCUAGCCUGUGGUGACCAGGCCUUCGUGGCAGCUUGGCCACAGGGGCCCACCCAGCGCCCACACUCUUCCGCACCUUCGUUUCAUUUCCUUUGGCUCUGCUGGUGUGGGGUGCGUGCUAAGUGCAUCCUCUGUAACUGUGAAUAUAUUUCCCCUGAAUUGGCCUGCAUGGAGAAUGGAGCUUCACCUGGGUGCCUCGGCUUCGCGAUGGAGUCGUGGGCUUCAGAAGGUGCCACGAUACACGUGUUAAGAGAGCAGAGGAGCCUGCAAGUCGCAUUGAACAGUGAUGUCCUUGUGUGUGAGCUGAUGUAAAAAAGAAGUCAGUGGGCCUCAGUCCGGUGUUGGACGAAUGAGCGGGAAGAGAGGUAAAAGACGGAGGAACUGGAAUGAUGUGUUGUCUUAGGUAACACCUUCUGCAAGCCAAAUGAUUUUCAUCUUCCAUGAUUUAUUAUUUAUUUUAUUUUAUUCGAUUUAUACCCCGCCCUCCCCACAGAUGGGCUCAGGGCGGCUAACAACAUUAAAAAAUACAUUAAAAUCACAAUUAAAAUAUUUUAAUAUGUUUGUUCUUGGAAGAGGAGCACAAAGUCCAAUAGACAUCACAAAACACAAAGCAAAUUUAAAGCAGCAAAUCAAAGAAAACUGUAUUAAGGCAAAAGAGUUGCCUGACUCAGCUCAACCAAGAUUUUCAUCUGGGGUGACCACUGGAAGUUCUCCCUGUAUUGACAGGCACUUCCAAGGGUUCGAUCUGACCCAUUUUCUGCAGUUGCCUUGAUGAAGACUUGUGUCGAGAAGCAGUGAGCGAGCAGCUCUUGCUUUCAACGUGCAACUCUUGCUUGGUAUUGCUCAGUUUUCCUUUGGCACCUGACUGAAGUUCUCCUGUUGGGUGGUGGCAGGGUGUGGGGCGUGUUUUUAAGGCUCUUGAUAUUUUCCCUCCCUUUCUGUCAUGUUUUUCUUCUUUGUAGGAGUCAAAAAGCCAGGUGUUUCUUACUUCUGUAUCAAUAGCAAUAUAAGCUUUGUUCUGACGGUGCCUUACAGCUCUUACAGUCCUCAGCCAAAGAGUGCUUUAGCAGUUCCACAAAAAACUUGGUAUUUCAAAAGACUUUAUUUGUUGGUUCCACUUGUAUUUAGAAAUGUCCCUUUAUUGCACUGUCUUAAAAAUGUGUAUUGUGUGAUGUCAUUUCCUUCUAGAAGGCAUUUGAGUGCCUCCUUGAUCAAAUACUGCGUAGAAGUUGCACUGUGUAUAUUCCAUGUUUUAAAAAGGAAUAGUGCAAUAAUAAAUAUGAAGUAUACAUUUUC
Molecule: messenger RNA, 5443 nt
Organism: Eublepharis macularius
Lineage: Eukaryota; Metazoa; Chordata; Lepidosauria; Squamata; Eublepharidae
Gene: MYZAP
Product: myocardial zonula adherens protein
Exons: 13
Coding region: 75-1535 (486 amino acids)
Biological process (GO): intracellular signal transduction; maintenance of ER location
Cellular component (GO): nuclear envelope; intracellular anatomical structure; RNA polymerase II, holoenzyme
Source: RefSeq, a predicted model, not a curated record